Messenger RNA from Geodia barretti, 1370 nucleotides. NCBI's taxonomy places the organism in Eukaryota, Metazoa, Porifera, Demospongiae, Tetractinellida, Geodiidae. The record is from the annotation of a GenBank genome assembly.
UUCCAAUUCUCCAUACACCCAUUCGUCUAUAAAUCCUAUUCCCCCAUUCACACAUUUCUCCUAAUCCCCCAUUCAUCCAUACACUUCCCUUCACUCCCAUACGCCCAUUCCCCAUACCCUCAUUCUCCCAUACCGUCCAGGCACAGGCCCAGGAUCCCUAUGUUCUCGGCCACAUGGACACGUACGCCAGACUCCUCACAAACAUCAAGAAACUGGAAAAGUUGUCUAGUUCUCUGGUGGCAUGCCAGUGACAGUCACUCUGAGUGCUGGGUGGCCAAGGCUUGGUAUCAGACACGGAACGCGGCCCUCAGCUCUCUGGAACGGUCUCGUGCCAGUGUCUUACUGGAGAACGCAUAUUCGUACUCUUUGAGAAAUGCAGAGGCCGCCUUUUGUCAUGCCUCACUAUUCUGGACAAAGCAAGACGUACACUCUGCUGUUCAGAAAUACCAGGAGGCAGUUCAUAUUGACCCUUCUUUCUCUGAGGCCUACGAAGCUCUCGUGAGAUGCUACCUCGUCAUGCGAAGAGACAGAGAGGCCCUAAGCCUCGCUAGAGCUGCUUCUCAGCACAUCAGACGACCUGUCUUCCACUACUAUCUGCAAGGAAUCGCCCUCUCUCAGAAACCAGCUACCACUGACAAGUGUCGAGUUCUGCUGGAGAAGGCAGUAAAAACAGACCCGUCCUACCAACAGGCAGUCAUUCAGCUCAGCAAACUCUACCUCAGAGAAGGAGCUGGGGAGAACGCCGUGGAUCUGUUGAGGAAGCACAGUGAUAUACACAGCUGUCCGCUGGUGCACACAGAGCUGGGCAACUGUCUGACUCUGUUGAAACGCCACCAGGAGGCCAUGGAACACUACAGCCAAGCACUCAUUCAGGACCCUACUUUUGAGAAGGCUCUGCAGGGUAUGGAGUUACUGCAGCAGCAGCUACAGUCAGGAGGAGGGGGAGGAGGAGGAGGAGGAGGGGAUCACGAGAACUCUGAGGACCGAGGCCAGUUGCUGGCAGUCAGACCACUGGACCUGGAGAACCCACUGGAGAUGGACAGUGAUGAAGAUGUGUUAGAGCUGCCUUACCAAGAUCAUAAUAUGUGGUAGAAAAGUGUGGUAAUGAAGGUGAAGGUGACGUGUCUAUUGGUAAUAUACCCAACUGUCUGUUCACUGUACAGAACAUAAUGUAGGCUUUAAUUGUUACCAUGGCGCUCUAAUGAUCUUUAUGAGUCACGGUAAUUGAUUGCGCGCUCCACCACAAUAAGCGCGCGGUGCCCCGUGACUGCGUGCGUGCAAGGUCUUCGCUAUCGUCUGGCGUUAACUAAUGCUAAGCGGUUCAAAUACCAUUGUGCACCCCCCUUUCCUGUAUAUUCCAUAGCUUCAGC